UGGCAGACGUUAAUUUCAAUAACUUUAUACUUAAAGCAAACUUCCACUCGAUACUUGACAUUGAAAUACAUAUAUACGUGAUACUUUGCAGAUACUGCAUGCAAUCUAUAUGUUGAGAAAAUAAGGAAAAGUCUUCCUUUACCGAAAUAUCAGUAAUCUCAACUAUAGAAGACUAAAUAUGCAUUCCGUAAAAUUAUCAUCUGGUCAUGAUAUGCCUACUGUAGGUUUAGGGACAUGGCAGGCUCAACCUGAAGAAAUGGAAGCUGUUGUUGCGACUGCUUUGGAGUGUGGUUACAGACAUAUUGAUACUGCAUUUAAUUAUAAUAACGAAGAAGCGAUUGGAAAAAGCUUAAAAAAUUGGUUUGACAAAGGUGGUAAACGUGAAGAACUUUUUGUUACGUCAAAGUUACCCCCUUAUGGUAAUCGACCAUCAGAUGUUGAAAAGUUUCUUAAAUUAUCAUUAGAACGUCUUGGUUUGGAUUAUUUGGAUAUGUAUUUGAUCCAUAUGCCAUUUGCCUUUGUAUUAGAUAAAAAUGAAUAUGCUCCUGCAGCUUUAGAUGAUGGUAGUUAUAUACUUGACCUAGACACGGAUCCAGUUUCUGUAUGGAAGGAAAUGGAGAAACAAGUAGCAAAAGGACGUGUUAAAUCUAUAGGUUUAAGUAAUUUUAAUGAAGCACAAAUAUUAGAAGUAUAUAAAAAUGCAAAAAUAAAACCAGCCAACUUACAGGUUGAAUUGCAUGCAUACUUACAACAGAAACCGAUAAGAGAAUUUUGUCAAAAACACAAUAUUGUUGUAACAGCUUACAGCUCAUUAGCAUCACCUGGAGCUAAAGUCGUUAUACAAAGAAUAUAUAAUUAUAGUUCAGAAAAAUUCCCCGAUCUUCUUGGACAUCCUAUUAUACUUGAAAUGGCUAAUAAAUAUAAAAAAACAACAGCACAAGUGUUAUUACGACAUUUGGUACAACAAGGAAUUAUAGUUAUUCCAAAAAGUUCUUCACAAGAUAGAAUCAAAUCAAAUAUCAACAUUUUUGAUUUCGUUUUAUCAGAAGAAGAUAUGAAUACUUUAAAUGCUUUAGACAAAGGUACAGAUGGCCGAAUAUUCAAUUUUCUUUUUUUUAAGGGGGUUGAAAAGCACCCACUUUAUCCAUUUAAAAAUGAAUUGACACCAUGAGCAAGAGAUUUGCUCUUGUUACAUAAUUUAAAAAUACAGAAUUAUAUAUAAAAAAUAAAGCAGUAUAUUGUAUGGAGAACUGAACAAAAUGCACAAAAAUAAUUAUACAAUGAAAGCUUUUCUUAUAUUUUAAUAUAACCUGUACAACAUUUUUCGUUGCAUCCGAUGUUGAAGCUCUCCACGACGAAUCAUUGUGUGUAUAACUUUGUAAAUAGCACGUUCUGGAUAUUUUUGUUUAAGAAAGUCAUUAACAAUGUUUUGUUCUGAGACUUGAUUUCCAAUAGGGAAUCUAUUUUUUAAUUGUUUUUCUAUGCGAGACAAUAUCUCAUGAUCUUCUUCUGAAGUGAAUCCUUCUGCACCUGUAAAAUAUGAUGUAUUAAUAUUAAGGACUCGUAUGUUAUAAAAAUAAUUUUCUUGUU
Molecule: messenger RNA, 1590 nt
Organism: Vespa velutina
Lineage: Eukaryota; Metazoa; Arthropoda; Insecta; Hymenoptera; Vespidae
Product: aldo-keto reductase family 1 member A1-like
Exons: 7
Coding region: 179-1171 (330 amino acids)
Molecular function (GO): oxidoreductase activity
Source: RefSeq, a predicted model, not a curated record